CAACGCUGGUUCUCGAUUGUUUGGUGACGAAGAUCCCUUUACUAUUGUAAAUUCAGAUGAGGAUGUUUCCAUCACUGCAGCCCUUGGGCAGAAGAAAAAGAAGAAGAGGAUCGUGAAGGCUGGUGACAAAGCGAAAUCCAAGAAUGCCAGAACGGAUGCGCCUUCGAAAGAAACUGCAACACCAGGCGAUGAGACAGUGCCCCCUGUUACUGAGACUAUUCAAAAUCCUCCUACGGAAACUGGGCCAAGUUUUGUUCCCCCUGGACCAGAGAAAGGCAAGGGCCUCCUCGAGGGAGAGGCGAUUAUCCUGCCCCCUCAACUGUUCGAGGGAGGUCCGUCCGUGGCCGUGCACACCUUCAGCAACCCAUCGUCUAUCGAGUGUCCUGUCCUCGAGGAAUUUGCUGCUUAGCUAAAUGAGGCCGAUAGUCUGAGACUGAUAAAUGCGGCCUCGAUGGCCUAUCUGGUGCGGCUAAGGAAACUGCGAGAAGACCUGGUCACAGCUCAAUCUAAGAGGGAUGAAGCUUUGUUCGAGGUGGUGACUCUCGAGGAAACGGCCCGCCAAGUCCAAGCUAAGGAGGCCGAGAUUGCCUUGGUACAAGCCAAGUAUGAUGAGCUGGAUGAGAAGAUGAAGUCAUUUGCUAGCUUGUACAUCUCGAAAGAGGAGUUGCACCAGUGGUGUGCUGCAUUCAUGUAUAAGAUGCUGUCCACAGGAGGGAUGGCCGAAGCACUUGAGGAGAUGAAUUUGGUUGCCACUAAAUGCAGGGCGCACCGGAUUGGCGUAGCAAGUUUGAAGAGGCUCGAUCAGGACAUGCCUAUCAAAGCCAAAUGGUUCAAGCAACUCCUGAUAAAGGACCCAAAGAAGACCAUGCACGAGGCAAUGGUGAAGGUCCUAACAAAGUUGAGCCUCGAACAACUGCCCCUAUGGGAAGCUCUGACCGGUGCUUUGGCAAAAAUGAGUUCUCCUGUAGACAUUUCAUCGUUUCCUGGUGACGUACCCGCCAUCCUUGCCAGGGGCCCAAGUGAAGAAGAUUCCAUACCCGAUGUACCAGAUGAGUACAUGGGUAUUGAGCUCGAGGAUGCUUACGAAGUCACCGAGGAGGAUGUUGCUGACACUGGCCACUCUGGAGUGCAGAGAAAUGCUGAGGACGCAUCUCAGAACCCUUUCAAGGACCACCCUCCUGGCAGUGAUGUUGUAUGAAUCCUGCCUCUUGUAAUAGCUGUUAGGCUUGUUGAAUUGCCG
Molecule: messenger RNA, 1240 nt
Organism: Oldenlandia corymbosa var. corymbosa
Lineage: Eukaryota; Viridiplantae; Streptophyta; Magnoliopsida; Gentianales; Rubiaceae
Source: the annotation of a GenBank genome assembly